GUGUACCAGGAUGAGUUUGUCUCCUCACAGAUCAAGAUCCCCUCAGACACCCUGUCGCUGUACCCGGCCUUUGACAUCUACUACGUGUACGGCUUCGGGAGCACGUCCUUCGUCUACUUCCUGACGCUGCAGUUGGAUACGCAGCAGACGCUCCUCGACACGGCGGGCGAGAAAUUUUUCACGUCCAAGAUCGUGCGCAUGUGUGCUGGCGAUUCGGAGUUCUACUCCUACGUGGAGUUCCCCAUUGGCUGUUCCCGAGACGGCGUGGAGUUCCGCCUGGUACAGAGCGCCCACCUGGCCAAGCCCGGCCCCCGGCUGGCUCAGGCCCUGGGGGUGUCGGAGGACGAGGAUGUGCUCUUCACCAUCUUCUCCCAGGGCCAGAAGAACCGUGCCAGCCCACCGCGCCAGACUCUCCUUUGCCUCUUUACGCUCAGGGACAUCAAUGCCCACAUUCGGCGCCGUAUCCAGUCCUGCUACCGGGGAGAGGGCAAGCUGUCUCUGCCCUGGCUGCUGAAUAAGGAACUGCCCUGUAUCAAUACACCCAUGCAGAUAAAUGGCAAUUUCUGUGGCCUGGUCCUCAACCAGCCCUUGGGGGGGCUGCAGGUGAUCGAAGGGCUGCCCCUGCUCGAGGACCGCUCAGAUGGUAUGGCCAGCGUGGCUGCCUACACCUACCACCAGCAUUCAGUUGUCUUCAUUGGCACCCGCAAUGGCAACCUUAAGAAGGUUCGAGUGGAUGGCAUCCAGGAUGCCCAUCUGUACGAGACGGUGCCUGUGGCCAAGGGAAGACCCAUUCUCCGAGAUCUGCUGUUCAGCCCCGACCAUCAGUACAUCUACCUCCUGAGUGACAAGCAGGUGAGCCAGGUCCCUGUGGAGACAUGUGGGCAGUAUCUUCACUGUGGGGCAUGCCUGGGCUCUGGGGAUCCCCACUGUGGCUGGUGUGUACUUCACAACAAAUGCUGCCGGGAGAGGGAGUGCCCUCGGGCUUGGGAGCCACACCGCUUCACCGAAGUGCUCAGCGAAUGUGUCCGAGUGUCCGUCCAGCCCAGCAACGUGUCGGUCACUGUGCCCGAGGUGCAGGUGACUCUGUUGGUGGAGAACGUGCCCGACCUAAAUGGGGGCGUGAGCUGUUCCUUCGAGGCCAUGGCCGAGAGCGAGGCCUCCCUGCUGUCCCCAGGGGAAUUGCGCUGCCUCUCCCCCUCCCUGCGGGACAUCCCCGCCAUCACCAGCGGGCGGGGUGCCACGGCCACUGUCCAGCUUUACCUGCGCUCCCGAGAGACUGGUUUCCAGUUUGCCCAGGCCGAUUUCGUGUUCUACAACUGCAGCACCUUCCAGUCGUGUUUGUCCUGCGUCAGCAGCCCCUACCCCUGCCACUGGUGUAAGUACCGCCACAUUUGCACAGACAACGCCCGAGAGUGCUCCUUCCAGGAGGGACGGGUCAAUACUACCGAGGGCUGCCCCGAGAUCCUGCCCAGUGGGGAGAUCCUGAUCCCCGUGGGCGUGGUUCAGCCUCUCACGCUUCGGGCCAAGAACCUGCCCCAGCCCCAGUCGGGGCAGAAGAACUACGAGUGCGUCUUCCGAAUCCAGGGCAGGCAGCAGCGGGUGCCCGCUAUACGCUUCAACAGCAGCAGCGUACAGUGCCAGAACACCUCGUACUCCUAUGAGGGAGAUGCACAGGGAGCCGUGGCCCUCGAUUUUUCCGUGGUCUGGGAUGGUGACUUCUACAUUGACAAGCCGGACAACUUCAAAGCCCUUUUGUACAAGUGCUGGGCCCAGAGGGAGAGCUGUGGUUUGUGUCUGAAGGCUGACCCCCACUUCGAAUGUGGCUGGUGCAUUUCUGAGAAGAAGUGCCAAUUGCGGGCCCACUGUCCCUCACCCAAGGGCAACUGGAUGCACCCCAGCAAGAGGAACCCACGCUGCAGCCACCCACGCAUCACCAAGAUCUACCCUGUGAAGGGCCCCAAAGAAGGGGGCACACAGGUGACGGUCUUGGGGGAGAACCUAGGCCUGACGUACCAUGAAGUUGGCGUGCGGGUAGCGGGUGUUCGCUGCAAUUCCAUUCCUGCUGCCUACAUCAGUGCCGAGCGGAUAGUGUGUGAGAUGGAGGAGUCUCUGGUGCCUAGCCCACUGCCAGGGCCCGUGGAGCUGUGUGUGGGCGACUGCUCCACAGACUACCGGACCCAGUCAGAGCAGCUGUACACUUUUGUGACGCCAGCUUUUGACCACGUGAGCCCCAGCCAAGGGCCAGCCUCUGGAGGUACCCAGCUCACUAUCUCUGGCAGCCACCUGGAUGCAGGGAGCAGCGUGGCUGUGGCCGUGAGGAACAGAGAGUGCCAGUUUGUGAGGAGAAGCGCCAGGGAGAUAUUGUGCAUCUCCCCCAGCUCAGUCCUGGGCCCCAGCCAGGCCACCAUCACGGUCCGCAUUGACCAUGCCAACAUCUCCAGCCCGGCUGUGCUCUACACCUACACUCAGGAUCCCACCAUCACCCUCCUGGAACCAGCUUGGAGCAUCUUUAAUGGCAGUACCACAAUCACUGUAACUGGGACCCACCUGCUGACAGUCCAGGAGCCCCGAGUUCGAGCCAAAUACCGUGGCAUCGAGACAGUCAACACCUGCCGUGUGCUUAAUGACACUGUCAUGCUCUGCAAGGCCCCCGGCAUCUUCUACGGGCAAUCCCACCCGCCCUCUGAAGGGGAGCAUCCAGAUGAGUUUGGCUUCCUGCUAGAUCACGUGCAGGCUGCCCGGACCCUGGACCGCUCGGCCUUCACCUACUACCCAAACCCCAGCUUCGAGCCCCUUGGACCCACGGGCACCUUGGACAUCAAGCCGGGCUCCCAUAUCAUUCUCAAGGGGAAGAACCUCAUCCCAGUGGCAUCAGGCAGUUCCCGGCUCAACUACACUGUGCUGAUCGGGGGCCAGCCGUGCACCCUCACUGUCUCUGACACUCAGCUUCUGUGUGACUCGCCAAGCCAGACUGGCAAGCAGCCCGUCAUG
Gracilinanus agilis (Agile Gracile Mouse Opossum) is the source of this 2991-nucleotide messenger RNA. RefSeq names its product plexin-A3-like. The transcript has 18 exons. Gene Ontology annotation, biological process: negative regulation of cell adhesion; regulation of cell migration; regulation of cell shape. NCBI's taxonomy places the organism in Eukaryota, Metazoa, Chordata, Mammalia, Didelphimorphia, Didelphidae. The record is from RefSeq and is a predicted model, not a curated record. The annotation marks the transcript as partial. Gene Ontology annotation, cellular component: semaphorin receptor complex. Gene Ontology annotation, molecular function: semaphorin receptor activity; protein binding.